AUGCCGACGACGACUCACACGAACCGUCCGAUCUUCGUCUCUCUCGUCUUCUUUUUCCUUCUUGCAACUUCCACCGCUUUUGCAACCGCCGAAGGAAACUUGAAAUCAAGAAGCUUCCGUUACCGAACCUACCGGCUCGUCCCGAGGGUUCCCCACCCGUAUUACGUCACUCCAAACCGUUCGUGCGACUCCUUCUCUCGUCCGUACGCGCGUUCUAUGUGCCUUGAGCUUCAAAGAAUCCACCGUAGCAGCCGGAAGCAGCCACUUCUUUCUCCUCCUCCUCCGCCGGAGAUUGACCCAAGAUACGGCGUCGACAAAAGACUCGUUCCCUCCGGUCCAAAUCCGCUUCACAACUAG
Microthlaspi erraticum is the source of this 357-nucleotide messenger RNA. NCBI's taxonomy places the organism in Eukaryota, Viridiplantae, Streptophyta, Magnoliopsida, Brassicales, Brassicaceae. The record is from the annotation of a GenBank genome assembly.